Molecule: messenger RNA, 4573 nt
Organism: Cyprinus carpio (common carp)
Lineage: Eukaryota; Metazoa; Chordata; Actinopteri; Cypriniformes; Cyprinidae
Product: protein c-ets-1-B
Biological process (GO): cell differentiation; regulation of transcription by RNA polymerase II
Cellular component (GO): nucleus
Molecular function (GO): DNA-binding transcription factor activity, RNA polymerase II-specific; sequence-specific DNA binding
Source: RefSeq, a predicted model, not a curated record
CUGUAAUGUCAGACUCUUCACACUUUCACCAGGCCUAAGCAUAUCUUGCUUACCUGACAGCUGUGCAAAUACAGACCCUGGCAAUCAAGGUUAGUCUGAUGUGGGUCUCUGAGGUUUUAUAGUUUGCUGAACAGUGUACGAGUCACUUCAAAAAUAAUUUACAAAUGUGAGGCAUAGGGUUUAGAAGUGAUUGGAUUCAUAUUUGACACUCAAAAUUGAUUCACCAGACUCAAGCCUUAAGGCCACGAUGAAACACAAUUAUAUCAGUGGGUCUUGCUACUGUUGUGAAAUGACUCCCCCUUCACAGAAUGUCCACUGGCUACAUGACUCCCCUGUCAAAAAUUCUUUCUGGUGAACACACGUUUUUAUUGUUCCCUUUAAAGUGUAGUCAUCAAAGGAUGAAGGGAGGUCCUAGCCUUUAUUCCAUCGAGUUAUUGGCACAAACUAAUGGCACAAACAAACGUUUUCCAAAUCGUUACAUGCGUCAGAAUGACUGAACCAUACGUCAGCACCGUUUUCACUGUAGCAUACUUGUGAAAGCCGUUCUGACCCACUCACUGUGUUGCAGUUUGAAGCCUACCCAAUAGUUAUCUCUGGCCCUGCUUCUCUGAACUUCAAAAGACCAAAACAAAAGCAAAAGACACAGCAUGUCCCAGAGCAGGGAAGAAAUAACAACCACGGUGUAUUUUUUCCAGCAUUUUACAACACCCAUUUUCUCCCCUGUGUUCCAUGUCUCUCUUUUUUUCCCUGCGUUUGUCUCUCUAACCGUCUGCGGGCCAUAUGGGCUCUUGCCUGGUCUCCCUGGCCCCUGAUGUGGCGUCUUCCUAGUGCUGUCUUCUCAUCCCUGCAGCGUGCUACAAGCUAAUUACUGAGUCACAGCCCCUGCCGUGCUGACUCCAGCACCCACCCCUCCUCCCAAAGACAUUAGUCCUACCCAGUCCCUCCAAGGCGUUCUGGUGGGCUCUAGACCGCCUCCUGGGUGGUGGGAGGCCCUUGAGAUCUGGAGUGUGCGGAUGUUCCCUUAUUAACUCCAGGAAGUAAAGAAAUGAUGUCACAGGCUCUUUUGGCCACAUUCAGCGGCUUCACCAGGGAGCAACAGCGGCUCUCCAUCCCAAAAGACCCCCGUGAGUGGACAGAGGCCCACGUUAGAGAAUGGUUGACCUGGACAGUAAACGAGUUCAGUCUGAAGAAUGUGGACUUCCAUAAGUUCACCAUGGACGGGGCCAAUCUCUGCGCGCUGGGCAAAGAGAGAUUCCUGGAUCUGGCACCAGACUUUGUGGGUGACAUCCUCUGGGAGCAUUUAGAGAUGCUGCAGAAAGAAGACCCGAAGCAUUUCCCUGUCAACGGUCUGACCUCCAGUUUCCAGGAAUCCCGCUACCCCUCCGAAUACUACUUCAACUAUGGCAUUGAACAUCCUCAGUGUGUCCCUCCGUCAGAAUACUCCGAGCCGAGCUUCAUCACAGAGUCCUACCAGACCCUCCACCCGAUCAGCUCAGAAGACCUGCUGUCGCUCAAAUACGAGAGCGAGUAUCCAAACGUGAUACUGCGAGACACGCCUCUAAAUCCACUGCAGGGAGACUAUUUUUCAGUCAAACAGGAAGUUGUGUCACCUGACAACAUGUGUGUGGGUCGCAUUAGCAGAGGUAAGCUGGGAGGUCAAGAUUCGUUUGAGAGCAUUGACAGUUUCGAGAGCUGCGACAGACUGACGCAGUCCUGGAGUAGUCAGUCGUCAUUCAACAGCCUACAGAGAGUUCCCUCCUACGACAGCUUCGACUCGGAGGACUAUCCCACUGCACUGCACGGACACAAACAAAAGGGUACCUUCAAAGACUACGUACGAGAGCGCUCGGACCUCAGCAAGGACAAACCGGUCAUCCCGGCGGCUGCGCUCGCUGGCUACACAGGCAGCGGACCCAUUCAACUCUGGCAGUUUCUGUUGGAGCUCUUGACAGACAAAUCCUGCCAGUCCUUCAUCAGCUGGACUGGAGACGGCUGGGAGUUCAAGCUUUCCGACCCUGAUGAGGUGGCACGCAGAUGGGGCAAGAGGAAAAACAAGCCCAAGAUGAACUACGAGAAGCUGAGUCGUGGUUUGCGCUACUACUACGACAAAAACAUCAUCCACAAGACGUCCGGCAAGCGCUACGUCUACCGCUUUGUGUGUGACUUGAAAAGCCUGCUGGGAUACACUCCCGAAGAGCUGCACACCAUGUUAGACGUGAAGCCCGACGCGGAUGAGUAAACUUCGGACUUUGGAAAUAAUAAAAAAAGGCUGAAAAAGUCCCUGGAAAGAAAACAGGGCGUCCAUUUUUGGGUCCAAUCACAUUCCAUCUUAACACUUAGUCGUGGUCCAGUCUUGUUUUGAGCUCACACGGGACAGCGUCAAAACAUUCACCAAAGUUUAGAAUCCGUAGACUUUGCGCGUCUGUAUUGUUUAUAGCUCUGCGGGAAGGGAAAACUCUAAGUCCAGGUAGACCCAGUAGCAUAAACACCGGGAAGGAACAGAGGACAAUAAGAUGGACAUUUCUUGGACUGAACGCUCCUGUUAUUAAACACGUUGCCAAAAUUAGAGACAAGAGGAAUAUCGCAGAAAUAUUUACGAUUGAGUUACUUACUGUUUCUGUCUCCUUGCAUACCCAACCACGAGGAAGAGUUCUCAGCCGGACCAAAAGAACAAAAAGUGUUUUAUUUUUUUUAAUAUUGUUUCUUAAAGAUCUAUAUGUGUCAGUAUUAAUUUGUCGUAUUGCGAUGCUGUCCGGACAGAGAUUGCGCCAUUUUUUUUGUAGGUUUUCAUAUGAAGGUCUAUUGAAGUCAAACCGUGCUUAGAUAGUCUCUCCGCUUCUUUUAAGGUCACGGUUGGUUACGGUUUGCUCUUACCACAGUGUCCAUAAACGCUGUUUUUGAUCACCAGAUCAAAAUAGAUACCAGAGUCUCGCCCUUUUCAGUUGAAAGAGACGUACCUCAGUCAAACUGAGAGUGUGAGUGAGAGACGCAAAUGAAAGCGGCCGUUGGCUUCUCAACGGUGACACGCUUGUGGUAAGAACGAGGUGUCGUUUUAUCACUUGUAUUAAGACAAAAGACAUCAGACGUUUCUUGCCUCGGUUUGUUUGUACGUGAACGGUUUUUCAUAAAGUUUUGCCUUAAUAUAGCACUUGCUGUGAUUUCCCAAGGUUGACUGAAAUGUGUGGGCUGGUGAAAACUGAAAUGUCACUCAAACGGUUUGCUGGCAGCCAUAAAGCGAGGCCUUUUGACCUUGGGACGACGUGGCUCCAGUUAGCCAUGCUGAAAGCAUGCAUCGGGAUUGGCAAAGUACGUGAGAUGGAUAUCGCAGCAGAAACCAAGGAUCUGUUGGGCUGCGUUCGAUUGUCCAGAUGGUUUGUGAAAGUGUUACUGUUAGUGGCUGAUAUAAGGUUAAGAUAGGAGAUCAUGCUGAUACUUUAGGCAGCUUUAAAGAUGGCUAACAUACGUCACGAGAUCCAACAUGGGAGUAAGUUUCACAAUGGCUCAGCGGUUAUAUUACAGUGUCCCGGAGAAACUGCACAUGAAGAGUGUUACCAGUAUUUUCAGUUCCUUUAAAGACUGAGUGGCUUUGUGUUUUCUUCAGCCCAGCGUUUCUCUGUGUGGGAAGGGUCUCGCACACAAGACCUUGUGGGAAAAGCCAAAGUAAAGAGCGUUCUUCUAAGAAAACAAACCGUAUUGUUUACAGUGGCAGAAUGCUACCCAUCCUGAUUGGUGUAGCUUUGGAAUUGUCUAUUUUUACAGAUAACAUUUCAUUAAAUGGCUAGAUUAAACAAUAAACUGGGAACACAUUCGUGAGAGCUCCGAAUAGAAGUCUUUAAUUCAGAGAUGAGCUGGUUUCAGUCGCAACCGUCCUUCCAUGAACAACAAGCAAAAAAAGUGCUACAUCACCUGAACAAGCAGCUUAUAGAGUUAGUCUCUCUGGAAUAACGAGAGGAAAGCGUGAGUUUGUUAAAGCCACAACCGAAAGCCAGCGGCAUGUUACAUGACUCUUUAUUUGACAAGGUCCAAAUCAUAAUGCAGUCUUUGUCCUGAUUGUAAAAGUUGCAAAAGUGAUGCAUUUUGUGUGAAAAUGAACACUUUUGACGGAUACAUAAAUGCAUAUUCAUAUCGACGAGUGUUGUUUUUAUUUCCCCACAAUUUUGCCUUAUUUUGUAUGUUUUAUAUUUCUGUAUUUUUCUGUUCAAAAUUAGAAUUUUAAUGUAUUUAGUUCACAAGCAUUUUGAUAUUUUUCAAUAAUUUAUAUUUUAUAAACUUUGAAAUAUGAGAUGCAGACAGCUGGUGCUUUCGUGGGAAAAAAAAUAAAAAUAAAUAAAUAAAAAUAAGGUAGCGCAGGACAAAAUGUAGCGAAUUUUCUUUUAUAUGAAAUACAAAAAAAAAAGAAAGAAAAAUGUCAAAUUUAAGGAAUUUAAAGACCUGUCUGCUUCUACAGUUCUGUAUAGAUAAGGCUGAUGCUGGCCCAUCAUUAUGUUCCGCUGGAGAGUUUUAUAAACAGUAGCUUCUAUUUCUUAUUGUACUUUAAAUUGUUAUGUUAUUAAAAUAUAUGUGGAGAAAAUGA